CUUUGGACUUUGAAGCAGGGUUUGACUUCAGAGUGACCAAAGAGAAACAGAGGAAAAAGAGACAGCAGAACCAUGGAAGAGAACGGAGGAGGACAACAACUGGUAGCGGCCGAGAACGGUGGUGGUCACGACGGAGCAAGAGAAGCCACAUGUCUAAGCAUGAAGAUGGACGAUGGUAGCAGAGAGAGUCACAGGUACUACCUCUCUCGCAGAACCGCAUUGGAAAUGCUCAAAGACAGAGGCUACACCAUUCCCUCCUCCGAAAUCCAACUCUCCCUCUCUGAAUUCCGUGAAACUCACGGCCAGAAGCCCGACGUCGACCGCCUCCGCUUCUCCGCCACCCACUCCGCCGACCCCUCCAAACGGGUUCUGGUGAUUUUCUGUGGUCCUGGUGUGGUUAAGGUCACUUCCAUCAGGAACAUUGCUGGACAGAUUGUUAACAAAGAUACCUUGUCUGGGGUCUUGUUGAUUGUGGAAAAUAAUAUCACUGGUCAGGCCUUGAAAGCUAUCAAUCUUUUCUCAUUUAAGGUUGAGAUUUUUCAGAUCACAGAUUUGCUUGUUAAUAUUACAAAGCAUGUAUUGAAGCCAAAGCAUCAGGUGCUGACUGAUCGGCAAAAGAAAAAUCUUCUGAAGAAGUUCAAUAUAGAAGAAAAACAGCUUCCCCGUAUGCUGCAGUCAGAUGCAAUCGCUCGAUAUUAUGGACUUCAGAGGGGGCAAGUAGUUAAAGUUACCUUCAGUAGUGGUGAAAUCACCCAGCUGCAUGUCACAUAUCGAUGCGUUUGGUGAUAUUUUCUUGUUCUGUUGUGUUUUAUCAUGUUCUAUCUUGUAUUAUCAUGUUCUGUCUUGUAUUUUGGUGGUUGAACUCGCAGAACUUGGCUGUUGUAUUGUAUGAUAUCAUGCAUAAGAAGUUUAUUUAUAACUCAGGUGAUAACAACAAAACUUAUUGUUACUAA
Lotus japonicus is the source of this 953-nucleotide messenger RNA. Its product is annotated as DNA-directed RNA polymerase V subunit 5A. Gene Ontology annotation, biological process: DNA-templated transcription. Bases 73 to 786 code for a protein of 237 amino acids. Lineage: Eukaryota; Viridiplantae; Streptophyta; Magnoliopsida; Fabales; Fabaceae. The transcript has 4 exons. The record is from RefSeq and is a predicted model, not a curated record. Gene Ontology annotation, molecular function: DNA binding; DNA-directed RNA polymerase activity.